ACGAACGAUUUGAGCCGAGCGAAGGUAGCCCUGCCACGUAAUUGCGGAUCAAUAAACAAAUCUGUGGUGCCCGUAUAAUACAAGUAUUUAACGCCAAAUUAUUGAAAUAAUUGUGAUAUUUAGUAUUCUCAUUUGUUCGUGUGAUAAGUCACCAACUUUUCAACUGUGAACGCGGUACAGUUUAGUGCAUAUUUAUUGGAUAAUAAUUAGAAUGACUUGGGUGAUGUUUCUCAAGCGUUCGCAUGCUCCCCUCUACCAACUUGGCUAGUUGUUCCACGGGCGUCCAUAUUUGUGUAUCUCUGGCUGGCCAGACUGAUAUGGAGCACUAGUGACGAUGCGCGCCCCCACCCCCUCCGAGCCGAAGUCUACAUUUCCUACCUACCAAGUGCCUCAAGUGUCAGCCAUGAGGGGCAGCGCACCCCCAGUACAAGUCGCUCGGGCAGCUUGGGGGGGUCGAGCCGACCCCCCGAGCCAACCCUUCGCCUUUAAAGGCGCUACAUCUGUGAUAAACGGCUCAAGUUGCCGUUCAUUCGGCAACUCUAAUAUUAGAAUGCAAUCUGUGACCGAAAACUGUCUUCUGAACUCUGUUACCGUACCAAAAAUACAACGUAAAGACCACUGCAAGGUCGCCCACAAUAAUAGCGAUAAGUUAGUAUGUAAGUUUGGUGCUUUACCCCUCGGACGAGACAUUCCCAACCAAAAGUCUGAUGACCUCGAAGUACUCGACCUCAAUGCACUGAAGAACCUCACUAGCUGCGAUAACAACGACGAACACUGCGACGACGAAAUGUGCCGUGAGCCCCACGUUCAGCGCACAAGCGAUAAUUAUGCGCCGCCUUUGAGAUUGAGAGGUGGCGGCGAAAGUUCGCUAAGCACCGGCACUUCUGGCUGGGGCACCCCACCCUCACAACAGGCCAGUAAUAAUAAUGCUAACAAUUCGAGCGGCUGGGGAACAGCCAAUCCUGCUAAUCAAAACAAUACAGGCACUCAGCAAUGGAACAAUAACGCAAACCGACCACCGACCUCAAGCCAGGGACCUACGCAAGAUGCCAACAAGGCCAAUUCUAAUCUGAAUUCGAAUGGACAACAACAAACACCCUCCUCACAGCCAAACAAUUCCAGUUGGGGUCAACCAGGUGCAAAACCACCAACAUCCAAUAAUGGACCUCAACCAACAACUUCAACUUCUUCUGCUAAACCACCAAUCGCCACCACUCAACCGAACACGACCACUUCAACCAAACAACAACUUGAACAACUCAAUAAUAUGAGAGAAGCCAUCUUCAGUCAAGACGGUUGGGGAGGCCAACAUGUGAAUCAGGACACGAACUGGGACAUUCCCGGCAGUCCAGAACCCUCUAUGAAAAUGGACGGUUCUGGUCCCCCACCAUGGAAACCGGCAAUCAACAACGGUACCGAACUGUGGGAAGCCAACUUGCGUAAUGGCGGUCAACCGCCUCCGCAGCCCCAACAGAAAACCCCAUGGGGUCACACCCCUUCGACCAAUAUCGGCGGUACUUGGGGCGAAGACGACGAUGCCGACAGUUCAAACGUAUGGACCGGUGUCCCUUCAGGUCAACAACAAUGGGGCAACACUGCAAAUAGUGGUGCUAUGUGGGGCGGUCCUAAAAAAGAGUCCGAAUGGGGCGCAACGGCUGGAAAUCCCGGCUGGGGUGAUCCUCGUACUACUGCCGAUCCACGUGCUACCGGCAUUGAUCCGCGAGAUAUACGACCGGAUUUAAGAGACAUGCGAGCCGGAAGUUCGGAUCCGAUGCGAUUAUUAGAUCCUCGAGAACAAAUGAGACUGGCCGGAAGUGAUAUGAGAGGCGAUCCGAGAGGAAUCACCGGAAGACUGAACGGAGCCGGCGCCGAUGCGUUCUGGGGACAAGCAGGACCACAUACAGGGGCUCAACAUAUUCAUCAUCAGAAUAAAAUGCCGGUGGGACCUGGAAAUGGGGCCGGAUGGGAAGAACCAUCGCCGCCGACACAGAGACGUAAUAUGCCCAAUUAUGAUGACGGUACUUCGCUCUGGGGCAACCCUCAGCCAGGCUCUCACUGGAAAGAUCUGCCCACAGGGGCAAGUAUGGGACGCGGUAGCACCGCUGGUCCACCUGGAAUGGCCCAAUCUCGCAUUAAACCAGAUGGUUCGGUGUGGUGUCACGGCCGAAAUGGGUCAUGGGACGAAGCCGGACCUGGAUGGGACGAAUCUGUUGGCGGUUGGAACAAGCAGAAAAUGGCCGGUACGCAUCUAUGGGGAGACAACGAAAUCGACUGGGGACACAAACAAGGCCCCAAGCAAAAUCUCACAAAAGAAAUGAUCUGGAAUUCCAAGUGUUUCCGAAUGUUGAUGGAUAUGGGAUAUAAGAAAGAGGACGUAGAAACGGCUCUAAGGCGCGGCGACAUGAACUACGAAGAUGCCCUUGAGAUUUUGGGAUCUCGUAAUCCAGACGGUUGGCGAAACCGCCACGAUGACCACUAUGAUCAUCAGCAAUUCCCUGGUCAGCGAUUCCCAUCGGGACCUCCGGGACAAAUGUUCCCACAAGGCAACAACGCUCCCAACCUCCUCAAUAACAUGAAUAGUUCAGGUGGGCCAAAUAACUCUCUCAUUAAUAACAUCUCGCCUGCUGGAGUACACAAAAUGUUGACACAAGGCGGGGGCGGUUCACAAGGUUUCGGAGCGGUUUCGGCAGCCGGACGCAAUCUCCAACCUCAAUCACAACCCUCGACUCAACAAUUACGUAUGCUCGUACAACAAAUUCAGAUGGCCGUGCAAGCCGGUUAUCUCAAUCAUCAAAUUCUCAAUCAACCGCUAGCACCGCAAACUUUGAUUCUAUUGAAUCAAUUGUUGCAACAAAUCAAAACACUUCAACAGUUGAUGACUCAACAAUCGGUUGCACAGUCACAAUGUAUCAACGGGAAGCCAAACAGUGCAUUAUUGCAAUGUUCGGUGUUGAUUACGAAGACUAAGCAACAGAUAACAAAUUUGCAAAAUCAGAUUGCCGCACAACAAGCGAUUUAUGUAAAACAACAGAACCAUGGAAGUAUUGGAGGUGGACAGUCGGAUCUGUUCAAGGCGGCUGCACCGAUGCAUGACUCGAUCAAUGCCCUGCAGAGUAAUUUCGCUGAUUUAGGGAUUAAGGAUCAAGUGAAUCAGAGUCAAUCAAGACUUAACCAAUGGAUUAACAAGGAUAAAGAAGAAGGUGGAGAGUUUAGUCGUGCACCAGGUUCAUCGUCAAAACCUUUGGCUACCUCGCCUAAUAUGAAUCCAUUGGGGUUGACCCAACCCGAUGGUCCAUGGUCUAGUGGCCGAACUGGCGACGGAGGUUGGCCAGAAUCCGGCGGCGGUGAUACAACAAACGAUGGUAAAGACGCACAGUGGCCCACGCCUACUCAACCAUCCUUGUCUGAUUUAGUACCUGAAUUUGAACCUGGAAAACCCUGGAAGGGUAAUCAAAUAAAAUCGAUCGAAGACGAUCCCAGUAUUACUCCCGGUUCAGUAGUGCGUUCGUCACUCUCAAUCGCUACCAUAAAAGACACCGAACUUUUUCAAAUGAACCCGAAUAAUAAAAGCCCUCCAGCCGGUGAUACAAUACAGCCCCUAAGUCUCAGCUCGUCGACAUGGAGUUUCAAUCCGCCAGCUUCGACAUCGAGCGCGUUUACUAGUCCUCAGAAUAAAUUGCCGUCUGGAAAGAGUGGUUUAGGUGAAUUAAAUCCAACCACUGCUGUCACUUCUGAAUUAUGGGCAGCUCCAAAAAGUCGCGGCCCGCCUCCAGGCCUUUCCGCUAAAGGCGGAGCUUUGGUCAACGGCUGGUCGUCGGCAGCAUCGUGGAGCGGCGGCCAACGUGGCUCUGGGAGUUGGGGCGGGUCUCCAUGGCUUCUUCUCCGUAAUUUAACCGCUCAGAUUGACGGAUCGACUUUACGCACACUCUGUAUGCAACACGGUCCAUUGCAAAGUUUCCAUCUUUAUUUACAUCAAGGAUUCGCUCUUGCCAAAUACUCGACACGUGAAGAAGCUACAAAAGCUCAAACUGCCUUAAACAAUUGCGUGCUCGGUAACACUACGAUAUUGGCGGAAAAUCCGUCAGAAUGGGACGCCAAUGCUCUGUUGCAACAAGUUGCAAAUCAACAGAGUUCAUCGGGGGCGUGGAGAGGUUCCACCAAGCAACCUAGUACAGGUAGUGACACCUGGAGUACUGGUUGGUCAAACAGUCAAUCAACAGCUAGUCUAUGGGGAAGCACUACAUUGGAUACGACCGAUCCAGCACGUGCUACCCCUUCGAGCCUAAACUCAUUUCUUCCCGGCGACCUCCUCGGCGGUGAGUCAAUGUAAACAAAAAAUAAUAAUAAAAAACGACUGACACUGACUUCACAUUAUAUUGGGUGUUGAUGAUUUCGAUAAAUCUGAUGUUUUACAAUACGUUUUUAAAAUGAUUGAUUUUUUACUAGUGACUUGUAAGAUGUCGGAAAUCAGAAAUGUAUUAUUCCACUUUUAUUGUUAUUUGUAACUUUUAAUUUUACGACGGUUGUUGUUUUUAGGAUUGCUCUAUUAUUUUUGUCUCUUUAAGUUUCACAGAUGUACACAAGAACCAGUCGUGAAUAUCUUUUGUUUUAUUUUAAAUUGAGAUUAAAUAGAGUUGCCAUUUUUAUUAUUUAUUUAUUAUUUAAUUGAGAAAAAGAAGUAAUUGUGUAUGUUUGUGAUGCGCAAGAUUUGUUUGUAAAAGAGAAUUAGCAAAUAAAGUAUUAAAAUUUGAGAAAAAAUUGCAAAAAAAAUACGUCAACACUUGUUACUUAAAAUUUUAUUGUAACAUAAUUCCAAUUGUGACUGUGAGGCGGCGUUUUUCUUGUUUUCCACUGAUGGCGCUCAAGUUUCUAAACGCACUUAAUGUGACAUUUCAUUUUUAGACGUAACCCGAACUAGUCCCGAGCAAGGUUAAUUAUAUAUAUAUAUAUGAAACAAAAAUAUAUAAUAUAUAUGUACGCGACCAAACUCAUUAUUCGUGUAUUUAAAAACAAAAAAAUGAAAAGAAGAUUGAAUUAUUUAAGGUGUACUGUAUGUAUUUGAUUUGUUCUCUCACAUUUAGAUAUUUUUUUCCUAUAUUAACUAUUGUAUAUUAAUGUUGUUUUUAAUAAUUUAACGUACCUAAGUUGUUUGUAUGUGUUUGUUUCCCAGUGUGGUAUGUCCGUUCUUUACACAGGUCUUGGGCAUGUGGCAUUUGUUUUUCCGGUUAUCUCAAUUAACGAUCAAUUUAAACGACGGUGAUUGGUGUGAAAGUAAGAUGUGUGUAAAGAAGGUGCUGUUAAUUUGUUAACCCCACAAAACCUGUGAUCUCCAAUUCCUUAUAUCAAAAAAUACACAUACAAAUUAAUCAUUUAUGUAAUAUUGUUAUGAAUUAAGCCGGUCGUGAAUAGACCGUAAGCUGAAAUAACACCACACAAUCAGUUCUUAGACUGCACGCUAUAAGUAUUCUUAAAUAAAUUUAGUAAUAAACACAAUAUAAUAAUAGCGGAUAAUAUAUAUCGUUCUAAUUAUAAAAGUUUAUUAUAUACCUAUAUAUUACUGUAUUCUGUGUACUGUAUGUAUGUUAGCCAUAGACUUGGAUAUGUUGUAAUAUUAGUCCAUUUACUGUGAUUUUUUGUUUCGGAUCGGUCACCCGAACGGUUCGCUCGUUGGAAGCGUCACCUUUCGGAGCCAAAAUGAAACAUGUUCAAUCACAUAUUGUGUUAACGUGGUGUUCAUGAGAUAUUGAUUCAUCUAUAGCUAACAGUAUGAAUGGUGACGGAUGAGCCAUUCUGAGUCUCGAGACGGCGAGUGGUGCCCUCUUUCCGACCUUCGCACCAUCAAAAUUUUGACUCACAUUCUAGUCCGACAUUUCUUUUAUUUAUUAUUCUAUUUAUAGUGAACGUAUUAUUGUCCAGCAAUGUUACCUUAACUGAACUCUAGUGAAAUUAAACAAAAGAGAAGACUGAAACAAAAAAAAAACAUUUUAAGAUCUUUAAUGACAAGUGCAUUUAUUUAAUGGACGUGAUAAAUACGAGAGAUCGGCAAGAGGGUGCUACUGUCGGUACUCAAAUCUCUGAUAUACUUCACUUAAAUUGCUCCAAACACCGGAAUGUUCCGGGUUUGCUCGGAACAUUUCGGCAUGGUUCACUUUAGAUAUCUUUACAGGUUCGAUGCAUUGACUAACAUAUGUUUUUUAUGUACACAACUGUGCUGUGACUCUUAAGUGGCUUUUUAAUUUUUAAAAAUAAUUGAAAAAACCCAAAAAAAAAUCGUUUUGUUCAAGAGAGCUCUUGAUUUAAAAGCUUCGGUUAGCUUUUAAACGGUUAUUUAUCAUUAAUCAAGUCGGUCAUGUCCCGGUUUUAUUCGAUUCGAUUAAACUAAGUCAUAUCGUAAACAAUAAUAUUAAAAAGGAAAGAAAAUGCAGGAACAAUUAAGUCAGGGUUUUUAUUUCGUUGUUGAUUUUUCGUGGGGAUCGGGGUGACUUGAUAAAUGGUUCAUGACUAGAUAAAUGGUGCAAAAAUUGGGCUACUUUUCGGGAGGUGCGAUUUCACUUGCUUUAAUUUAUAUAAAACUUGAGAAAUGAAAAGACGCUUUAUUUGGACCUCUCGGACGAGCCUAUACGUUGUAAGUUCCAAUAGAAUUUCUAAAAAAAAUCUAGUAUCUUAUUGCCAAUUUAGUAUAAUGAAUGUAUUAGAAGUUAGGUAUUACGAUAUUAAUUAGAAUUAAGAGUUUGGUAGUAGGGUAUUCUUUCAUGUUGUGUAUUAUAAAUAUUUGACAACCGACUCUGAAUGUUACAGACAGGAGAAUUUUUCGCAACAGUCGUUAAAUGAUGUACCCAUCUCCUCGAAAAACACUUUUUUUAACCUAGGUGUGUAAAAAUUUUGAAACCGAAAUGCCAUAAAUCAAGUCAGAAAAUGUAAGGCAAUGAUGGUGGUACAAGUCAACUAAAUUAGACUAAAGUAAUACUUAUAGUAUAAUAAUGUACCAAAAGCUAUAGAGAAUUGUUUUUAUUUUUAUUUAACCAGUUGAAUAGGGUAUUUUUGAAUGAACGUAGUGAUAAGUUUUAAAAAAUUUUGGAAAAAAAACGGCAAAAAAAUAACGCCCGAGUCGUAUUGUGAUUUACUUACUUUAUAUCGAGUGUGCAUUAACGCGAAACCGUGUCCGCGGUUUUUUCAAAUAUUCUGUGUCUGAUAUUGUGUACCUUCAGAAAAGUAGUUUUAGUGUUGUUUAUUUAAUACAUGGAAAAAUGACAAAAAAAACAUAGGUUAAGCUCAGCUUAAGAUCAUACGGUAGACUAGGUUUCUGCACAAUAACAUUGAACUAACCUGUGGCCAUUCAGGCUGUCACGUGACCGGUAUUUCCGGCCUCACACGAUUCAACCAAAUUGACACACAUUACACACACGGAUCUACUUACAUGUAAAACGCCAAUCGAAAAAUUGAAAUCAGUCACAAGAAAUGUGUAGAAGGAAAGAAGUAUUUGAUUUAGGUUUACAGUAUUUGUGAUCAAAGUGCCACUUGUGUUUCAAGUAUAUAUUUAAUCAUUGUCGCCACUGAAACUAUAUAUCUUAUAUAUUAAUUAAAGAAUAUAUUAUAUGAACAUUAUAUGGUAAAACAUAGACGGCAUAUCUGCCUUAGUGUAGGGUAAAAUUUUUUGGUGUUCGGUAGCUGUAAGGAUGUUUAUUGAGCUUAAUAAUUCCCGGAUCGGGGCGGUUAUAACCGGAGUUCAAUUAAGAGGAAAAAAAAUCAUUUCGCACCGCCCGGAUCGACAAAAAAGAACCGGAAAACUUGAGGCGUUGGCAAUAUAUAAACAUAUAUUAUAGUAACGUUUUAUCCAGGUGGCUGUUUGUUAUUAAUUGUGUAUUUAUUAAGACUUACGAAAUGCCAAAGUUUUAUUGUAAAUGUGUCGAUGCAAAAUUUGGAAUGUUUCUCCCCUUUUUAAUACUCACAAGUUCACACACUACUAACGACUUGUGAGUUUUUGUUUGAGCCAUAUCAAUAACAUAUUAAAUAAAAAAAAAAUGCCAACGUGAUGAGACAUUCAUGAGGUUAGUAACAAAUUUAGUUUUGACGAUGACAUUCCUCUAUUGCAACAUUCACAAGGUCACACGAAGUCUGCCAAAAAAGAAAAAAAAUAUUUUUGAAAAACAGAUCGGCAAUAAUAGUCAAAAUUUUCAAAUUAUGGCCAGUAAUCUUGUUGUUGAAUCACACGUAAUGUUCAUCACGCUUUUCGCUUGUAGGUUUCAUAGUCGCGAUGUUCACCAUAUUUGAUAAUACCAAACGAUGUGCCUCUUUGACUUAUUGUUAUUUAUACACGACGAGCACGUGACCUGCCCGGUCUCGAAUUUUUCCCGUAAAAAAUUCAUAUAAAUGUCUUAACAGACCUGAGCUUCAAUAAUUAAUAAGAUUUGAACGAAACAAAAGGUAUUCGGGCGAUUUUGAUUUUGAUUUGAGAGUCGUUUUGUGAUAGUUUGAGGUGGUGUCAGGAGUAACAAUUGACGAUUGCGUGGACAAAAAAAUAAAACAAUUAAAUGUCUGAUCUAAGUCGUAAUGGUUGGUGGGUAUAAAUAAGUUAGUUUUACUUAACAAAAAAAAACUCGUUACUUAAGCGUAGACAAGGCAGCAUUUAGUCAAUAACUUAGUAUUACAUUAUAGUUGUGACGUCACAACGUGCAAUACUUUUCCUUUUUCCAAGUAUUAUUUUACCGUACGCUUUCGUUUCUAGUGGAUAUAUUAUUUUUUUUAAUUUUAAUAAGUGCAGUCUCUUUGAUCGGAUACUCGUUUUUGUUUUGUUUUUUGUUUAACUUUUUGCUGCACGCAUCUUGCCAUCCCGUUGAUGAUUAUUUCACUGAAUACCAAAGACGUCGAAGUGUCAUAUCGAUCAUUUUGUGUUUAAUUUAAAUUUCUUUCGUCUAGAAUUUCCGCCAAAAUCUUCCAGCUGAGGUUGUGAUAGUGUCGUAGUGUUUUAAUGCUUUUUAUUAUUUUUUAGUUUUAGGUACCUUGACCCGAAUUUGACCCUAUUCGUGGCCAUUUUCCGGACUUUUGUUUUUUUAUUUUUUAAUGAUAGGAGCCAAAUUUAGUGUUAGCACAAUGAUGAAACUCUUACAAGUGCCUAUUUAAUGUGCAAUUGAUCUUGGGCCUGACUUUUCGACAGGGUUUUACUAAUAUAUAGGGCGAUUCAAAUGAUUGUGUAUAUUUCCAAUUUUCAAAGGUCAUAGCCCCACUGUACAAAUUCACAAGAAUAGUAAAACAAUUUAGCCCUACUAUUGAAAUGAAGUUGAAGUUACAUAAUGUGUUUUUUGAUUGUUUGCAUAAAAUCGAUAUCGAUGUCUGGUGUGACCUGCGCAAACGUUUUGUUGUGUUGUUAUUUUAUUGGGUUUGUGUUUUGUUUUUGAAAUGGGGGACGUUUGUGAGGGUCGUGCGGGACGUCGACUGUUAUUUAGUUGACGAUCUCGGUGAGAGAUUAAGCUAGCUGGAACUGCCAACUGUAAAAAGAUAAAUGAACUUAUGUAUGUCCUAUUUAAUCAGAGUUUUACUCGUACGUAGGUUUAAUAAUGUAACAUAUGCUGUGUUUGAGCUACUAAUCGACACUAGGGGUUUCCCGAGCACAGCCUGACGGUGAGUCGCCUGGUGUGCGCUAGGUGUAGGUAGUUUGUGGGGUAGUAGAUGAUCGUUAGGCCCUCUUUCUCAGGUUUAGAAAUAUCGUCACUGUUUUUUCUUAGGCUGUAGUAAAUAAAAACGUACUGUUAAGCAAACAUAACAUUCCGUUGAUUUCCAAAUUGACAAAAUUUCAUUUUUCGUUCACAUUUCGGAUCGAAUUUGUAUAAAGAAUCAAAAAAACGAUUUGCCUUAACAAUGACAAAAGUGUGCUCUCUGUCUAGUUUCUAACGUUUUUUUUURCCUAGGAUAUUAUUAUUAUAGGUUUAGGGUAUCGGGUUAAAGCCAUUCGAUGGCCAGAAGACUGUAGGAAUACCAGGUGAUUAAAGCGAUUCUCCGGCAUCAAAUUCCGGGAUCGCUUUAACGAUUCGAAAAAUAUAACUUAAGACUUUUGCACAGGUUAAGUAUAAAAAAAACAAAAUAAAUUUUUGAGAGAACACUCGGUCCAUAUUCAAAAGGUGCUCUUAUUGUUAUUGAAAGCUUUAUUUCGUAUGUGUGAAUCUCCCUGCAAUAGCCGUUUGUCACAUAAACGAUACAAAAAUCAAUUUCUCUCUCUCGUUCAGUUUCAAAUUAACGUCCGUACCAAAAACAAGACCCAAAUUUUUUACUUGAAACGUGCCAAAAUUUUGCUUAGAAACUUUUGCUCACGGCGGUCGCGCGGACUAAUCCGCGAACCGUAUACGCUUACCUGCUGUGUAUAUUAACUUAUAUUUAAAAGAAAAAUGAAUGCAAUAUAUAAUGUGUAUAUAUUGGCUGAAAAACUGUACAAUUGUUAUAAUUUCAUAGUAUAUAAUGUAUAAUGAAUUACUUAAUUAUAGGAUUAGGAAAUGUGUUAUUAUAUAUGUAAGGUAACAUAGUAUUACGGAUUUAUAAAAAAUGAAAAAUGACCGGUCGCUGAUUUUUACUCCAUUGACACCACCACUGACACGUGACGAGACGACGAUGUUCGUUUGUUUUUUAUUUCUAGCCUCUGAUUUGUUUAUUGUGUGACUCGAGUAGUCACCACCGCCACAUUUUUGUUUUUUUUUUGUUCUCAGUUAGGUUAGGUUAUGGGUUAAUCGGUUAAGACUAUUAUUAAGUGUGUUCAUUUGUAGUUUAUAAUUUUUUGCAACAGUUAAUCUCAAAAGUUUUAAUUGUCGUUUUCUGUUUCGAUUAAAUUUUGUUACCAAAUAGCAUCACAUGACGAUUUUGAUUGAUUUUAGAGAAAAAUAAUAAUGGCCUAAACAAGUUCCCUCCUCUAAACUUCUAGUCCAACAUAAUGCCUGAACAGUUAUUCCAUUCUUGUAGCAUUUUUUUUUAAUAAUAAUAAUUUAUUAUGUAAUGUUGAGUUUGUUGUUGAAAAGUAGUGCAAGUUUCGUGAAUUUGAACAAUCACAAAGUACUAAUAGCAAUCGUUGAGCGUGUUAUGAUUUGGCGUUAUUUAGAUUAAUUGAUGAAUAUAAAAGCCUUCCAAUCUUCCAAGAGUGCAAGAGAGUUCCUUUAAUUUUUAGCGACUCGCUUCGACGACUGAGUCUUUAACAAAACGUAUACCUGCACCUUAUUAUGGUUGUGUUAUUUAAAGUAGAUGAUUUAUUUUUUGUUCUGUAAGAGCUGUAAUUAGUACUAAGGUAGUAGUUAUUCGAAUAAGGCAAUAUUUAAAUUUAUUUUUCUGUUGACCGUUUAAAAAUAUGUGAUAUGCUGACAAUUUUAUAAUACAAAUUAUCGCAUCUGAGGUACCUUAUCUAACAUCACUAUCGUUCGUAGUAGAAGAAAAAUUUAAAAGAGCAAAAACGUAAUUUCAUUGUGACAAUGUAUAUCGAAAAAGCAACACUCCUCACACCACGCAUCGAUCAGUGUGCCCCCUCGGGCGGCGGUAUCAACGAUGUACAUUCUCAUCGUCGCUGUACAAAUCGACACUAUAGGCUUAAUGCGUCUUUCAGACAUUUAUAACGGUCUUUUAUCCAUUUAAAAUUCGGACAACGGUAGUUGUGCGGUCGGCUAGGUCUGAUCUGGUUAAGUUCUUCAUUAAAAAAGACAAGGAGAAUAAAUUGAAGAAAAAAAACGUGUGAAUCUCUAACAAGUCGACGACAUUAGUUUCAUGUCCGAUAUUGGGAGGGUAAACUCAGGGACCAGGCCAAAAUGUCACGGUGAUAUCAAAUAAACUUAGACAAAAUUAAGAAAAUCAAAUCUGAUGUGUACUACACCCCCAAAUAAUAACGUAUAAUACAUUUCAAUAAGAUAAUUAUUUAAUAAGAACUCAAUUGUAUGUUGUAGGAACAAAAAUUUAAAAAAAAAACUGUAUAAACGUUACUAAAAACGACAAAAAAAAGUCAUAAACCCGACUGCACUGUUUCUUUAUGAUGUAUUAUUCUAAAUUUUGAUGGUUAUUUUGAUGCCUAUACGAGUCCAAUCAUGUGUCUACCACAAAACUAUGCAGUGCAGCAGGGCACCUAGGUUAAGGUAGGUUAUGUAAGUGCUUUUAAACAACUUACAAGUUGUUAUGCUCUGUACUUGUAACCCAAUUGACCAGUAUGCAUUCAGUAAUAAAGGUUGUCUUAAAUGUA
Molecule: messenger RNA, 12199 nt
Organism: Tribolium madens (black flour beetle)
Lineage: Eukaryota; Metazoa; Arthropoda; Insecta; Coleoptera; Tenebrionidae
Gene: gw
Product: protein Gawky
Exons: 13
Coding region: 335-4330 (1331 amino acids)
Biological process (GO): positive regulation of nuclear-transcribed mRNA poly(A) tail shortening; miRNA-mediated gene silencing by inhibition of translation
Cellular component (GO): nucleoplasm; P-body
Molecular function (GO): RNA binding; protein binding
Source: RefSeq, a predicted model, not a curated record